UAUCAAUUAAAUGUUUGUGUGUUGUGCCCAGGAUGUAAGCCAUUCUAAUGAGCGCCAACACAAACCCAGAGGGGUGUGCUCGAAGCGCACUCCUCUUCCUGCUGUGGCCCCUUGUCGCCAUAUUCUUCUCGCUGCCGUCGCAGCCUCUUGUGGCCCAGGCCCAGGUCACAAUGUGUCCCAAGAAAUGCAGUUGCAAGAACAGCCCGGAAAACAUACACAACCUGCGCGUGCGAUGCGAGGAUCAGCAAAUUGUCAGUUGGAGAGAUCUAGAUUUUGGCGAAGAAAUGCACAACAUAGUCAGCAUCAAUAGCAGUAAAAACCUGAUUUCCCACAUCACCGAAGAUGACUUCAGGAACUUUACAGAACUUAGGCGUCUGGACUUAUCCUCGAACCUCCUUACCGAACUGGACAAGGACACCUUUGGCGACAGCCUGCCGUUAGUGGAGAAACUCAAAUUGGCCAAUAAUUCGAUCAGUCACAUCUACGAGGGAGCCUUCGAGCAGAUGCCCAAGCUUAAACAGCUAGAUAUAUCCAGCAACCCGUUGGCCUGCGACUGUGGCUUGAUUUGGCUAAUUGCUUGGUCGAAUGCCCGGGACGUCCGUCUCAUCCCCGCUCCCAAGUGCGAGUCCCCCAUCAACUUCCGAGGCAUGCCGCUGAAGAAACUGAAGGUGGGGAUCGACUUCCACUGCGAAACGUUGCCGCAGUCGCUACUGGAACUGGUACCGAGUCAAAACCAGGUGGCUUUCGAGGGCGACGAGCUGCAGCUGAAGUGUUUUGCGCCCCGGGUGGCCAUUGGAGCGCCGCGCGAGUCCGAGGAUCUGCCCACGCGAGCGUAUGUCUUCUGGGGCUGGUCGGACAGAAUUCGGGUGAACAACUCCACCGAAGACAUCGUCUAUCGUGACCCAACCAAGGUGUUCCACAAUGUUAACCUAGACACACGCCACUCCACCGACUCGGGCAUCCUCAAGUCUAUCCUCCGCAUCGCCAGCCUCACCCAGAACCACACGGGUAUGUGGGACUGUACCCUGCGCUCCCAGCAGGCCAAUCUCUCUCAGUCCAUCGUCCUCCAUGUGGUGGCCAAAGGCACACUCUACUGCGAGGCCAAGGUGGUGCACACCAACAAGGGGACCUAUCACUGGCCCCGCACCAUGCGGGGCGAGACCGUGCUGCAAGAGUGCGUGGAGGAGCCCACCGAUGUGUCGCAGCACCGACGCGCAUCCUACGAGUGCAGCCCCGAGGGCGAGUGGCUCAACCUAAACACGGACAGUUGCGUCUACGUAAGCGAGACCACGCGCAUCCUGGAGCAGUUUGCCAAGGUAAACCUGACGCUAACUAAGGGACAGAACGCAGUGGAAAUCGCCCGCCGCCUGCACAACUUCACCCAAAUGCAGACGCAGCUCAACAAGAUCCGGGACUCCAUGGACCUGGAGUACAUAGCGCGCACGUUGGUCAAGUACUUGGAUCAGGUGGAGGUGUCCCAACAACAGGAGAUUAGCCAUCUGCUCCUCGACAUUGUCUCGCAGCUGCUAAAUCUUCCCUUUCGCCUGUUCCGCGAGGCACAGGCGGAGCAGGGCACGGGCUUGCGGCUGCUUUACGUCGUGGAGUCCUCGGCCAUGCGCCUGGCCCUGUCCCAGGGCAGCGCGCAACCCAGAGACCUGCUGCCGGAGGCACUGCCUUCAUGGAGGGGCGUGCAGCAGCGCAACAUUUUCGUGGAGUUCUUCAACAUCAGCCUCGACUCGUUCUUCAGCCUCUCUUGUGUGUGGCUGGAGGAGAGUCCGCGCGGCUUCCAGUGCAACAGCUCCAACGACACGAUACCCAUGUAUGAGCACGGCGACAUCGACGCCGCCAUCCAGCUGCCUUACAACGUGAUCGGGAACAGCUCCUUCUCCGCCAGCUCCACUGCCAGCUCCAAGAGCCUGCGAAUCAUGAUCUCGCUACACAGGAACGCCAAGCUGCUGCCCAACCUGGGCGGCGCUUUUAACGAGACCCUUUCCUCGGCUGUCAUCGGAGCCCUGGCGUACAGCAACGAAGGACAGUCCCUCGAACUUCAAACGCCCAUGCCCGAGCUUGAUCUCGAUCACGAUCUCGGUCUGAAUGAUAACGGGAAGGAGGAUGUGUACCAGCAGAGGGUCACGAUCAUGCUGCGCGCCCAUCCAUACCACCACGAGCUGAGCGCGCCUCAGCCGGCGUGGUGGGACGCCACCGAGCAAAAGUGGAAUCCGCAGGUGUGCCAGCAACACUACCAGCACCUCACCCUGGUCAUGUUCAGCUGCAGCCGCACUGGGUACUUCGGGCUGCUUCAGCGCAGCGCGCAUCUUAAUGACUACCGCAGUGAAGAGGCGGGUGCCCGCUUCCACCACCCGCCGAUGGCCAUAUAUGCGGGAUGCGCCCUGCUCUUUGCAUGCUGCGCCGUCAACAUCGUCACGUUCGUCGUAUUCGGGUUCUCCAUACGCAUGAACCGUGUGCAGCGGCACGCCCUGGUCAACACUUGGCUGGCUGUGGCCGUGCUCGCCCUCACCUUCGUGCUGGGCAUUUUCCAGACCGCCAGCCAGACGCAGUGCCGCCUCUUCGGCCUGCUGAUGCACUACCUCAGCCUCUGCGUGCUGCUGUGGGUGUGCGUGAGCCUCAGUAGCAUGUACAAGCGUCUGACCAAGUCCACCUCCGCCAGUCAGGGCCGGAUGAGCCAGGAGACGGAGCUGCAGCGCGACCGCGACAGAGAGCAGCAAAGGAAGCCCAUUUUGGGCAUCUACCUCGUGGGGUGGGGCAUCGCCCUGCUCAUCUGUGGCAUCAGCAGUGCCGUCAAUAUAGCCGAGUACGCCGCCUACAACUACUGCUUCCUCCAUAGCGCCACCACCCUAAAUGCCGUGGUCGUGCCGGCCGGAAUCCUAGUGAUCUUUAGCGCCAUCCUGUCCCUGUGCAUCUACUACCAGCUGAACCAGCAGGAGGUCAACGUGCUCCAGCUGCAGCAGCAGCAGAAACACCAUCGCCAGUACUCGGACAACAACACCCAGGCCACGGAACACAUUGAUCUGGACUGGCUGGAUGCCAAUGGUAGUGCCACCGGCGCCGCCACUGCCACCGCCGCCUCAGCCGCAGCCGCCCGCAAGGAGGCCAGCAGUCUGCAGCUGCAAGAUCACCUGCAAGAGCAGUACAGCACGUUGAGCAACCCGCUGAGCAGCAUCGUCGACGACUUCGAGCGCUCCAACAUGUCGCACCUGCGGGGGCACUUCAUAUUCCUGGUCCUCUUCGCCGGCGUCUGGCUUUCGGCCGCCUUCUACGUGAACAACGGCAGGCAGAUCUUUGUGCUCAGCUUCGCCGGAUGCUCCUCCUGCCUGGGCCUCUUCCUGCUGCUCUUCUACAACCUUAGCCGGAACGAUGCCCGCCAGGCCUGGUCCCAGCACCGCGCCAGGCGAGCCAAGCCCACCAAGAUGGUCACCUACAAUAACGGGAGCCAGGCCAGAUCCGCGCAUCAUGGCAAUGGCCAAGGCCCUGGCCUCGGCCUCGGCCUCAGUGCCGGCGGCGCCCCGAUUGUUGCCUACAAGGCCAACCCGGGAGGGGGCAGCCUGUAUGACGCCAACAACUCGGCCGGAUCCCGCUCCAACAGCCAGUGCUCACGCAGCAUGCGUAGCCAGACACGGAGUCAGACGCGCAGUCAGCAGGAGCAGCUGCUGGGCGUGACCGGAGUGACCAUCAUUAACAACACCAACAGCCAGCAAGGCGUCGGGGCAGGAGUGUCGGGAGGAACAGGAGUGGGAAUGGUGGGCGCAGGUGGAGCCGCAGCUGCCCCACACAGCCUAAACGCGCUCCUCCACGGCUCCAGUCACGACCUCAUCCCCUCGGCGGAGAUCUUUUACAAUCCCAACCAAAUCAACGUGGCCCGGAAGUUCUUCAAGAAACAGAAGCGACUGGCGAAGCGCAACAACUUCGAGCUGCAGCGCCAGACCAUGCCUCAGAUGCAACUCCAGAGCCAUCAAAGCCUGAGCGACGCCAGCUCGGAGCAACUGUACAGUCGCCACCACAAUGCCAUGACCUUGCUGGCCGGGGGAACAAAGGUGAACAACACAAACCUGCACUACAAAUCGCCAGCACCGGGCCCCAGUGCCUCAGCGGCCGGGAUGCACCUGACCCGGGGGAAGGAGAGUGGUUGCGCCAGCGCUUCGGCACAGGUACAGGGGGAGGGGCUGCAGUUUAAGCGCUUCGUCCCCGCGUCCGCCUCCUCCGCCAAGAUGCAGAUUAUGCAGGCCAACAUCUACACCAACAUCCCGGAGACGCUGACGCCCCAGCACGAGGUGAUCAAGCUGAGGGCGAAUGGCCGCAACACCCGCACUCGAACGCCUUCGCUGCUUGACGAAACGCUGCACGAGCAGGACGACGACGACGAGGAGGAUGAGGUCGACGAGGAAGAGGCCGAAGGCGACGAUGCCAGCUCCUUGGAUGAGCAUGCUCCGCUCUAUGCCAACACUGUGCAGACGCCCAGCACAAUGAACAGCCUGUUCCGGCAGCGCGGCCACGUACAGGCUCAGUCCCAGUCCCAGUCCCAGUCCCAAUCGCAGUCCCAGUCCCAGUCCAUCCGCUCGACUCCGAUGACUCCGAUGAAACAGCCGAGCCUGGAGGCAAUGAACAGCCUGGGCCUGCCAGACACCGGUCAGGAAGAGCCACUGCUACAGAAGUAUGAGAUUUACGUGUCCAACUCGCUGCAAGUGACCACGAGCAAUAGCAUCCAGCUGGACGACGACUUCCCCAGCGUCCUCAUUCGCUUCAGCCAGCAGCAGCAGUCCAAGUCGCUCAACAACAUCAGCGAGAUGCUCAGAGCAAGUGGAGGGGGAGGAGGCGGAUCCGCAGGAGACCCCAGUGGGGCGGGAUCAUCGGGCAAUGCGCAGGAGGAGCCGAGUCAUUUUCCUAUAGAGAAUGGCUCCGGCUCUCUGCAGGAGCAGCAUCGACAAGUAUACUCCUGCUCCAGUAGCAAUCUCAGCCAACUAAAGGCGGCCUCGGCCGCGGCCGGGCAUCAGGGGGCAGAGGACGACAGCCGCCUGCUCUCGGCCAGCCCCACGAACGAGAGCGACCUGAACUACCAGAACUCGGAGAUUAGCAUCCGCAGCCAUGGCCUGUACGCCCCCCAGGCGGACAACGACCUCAACCUCACCCUGACGGACGACUUCCGCUGCUACCAGUCGUCUAAUGCCAGCGACGCCGAUGUCGAUGUGCUCAACGAGUUCGAUGAUGAGUUUGUGGCGGCCAGCGGAGACCGACCCGGUAGCGCAGAUCAGGAGCUCCACCACCUCGACCCCGACCAGGACACAUCCAUCGAUGAGCUGUACGAGGCCAUCAAGUGUCGUAGUCCCCUGCGCAACAGGCAGGACAAAGACUCGAACGAGAGAUUCGAUCGUGAGAGAGAGAGGUGCAGGGAGAGAAAGAGUCAGGUUCAGAUUCAGAAAGAGCGAGAGGUGGAAACGGAAGCGGAGCCAGAGCGAAUGCCAGCCACAUCUGCAGAGCCGAAUAGUGAGAUCCUAGCGAGCAGCAACAGCAAAUCGCACGAAAAUCUCAACGAAACAAUCGAAGAUGACAGUAGCCAGAGUAGCGUGAUUUCGUACAUCGAUCCCAGGGCCAGCAACGAACCCAGAGGCUAUCCUAGUUAGCUCGUGGGCUGGCACACAGCACCGCACCGUACCGUACCGUAGCCUCAGUUCAAGCCCCAACCCCCAACCUCCUUUGACCUACUUAGCUCAUAGUCAUAUAUGUAUAUACAGAAAAUAUACACCGCGCCCCGAACACAGUCCCCAUUCCGUCUCCCGCCGUGCUUGGCCGGAUGCUUCCAAGUGCCAAUGCCAAAGUAUUCUUUUCGUCAUUAUAACCUAAGUUUGAACCCAUGAUACUUUCACCGCAUCCGCAGACACACUGGCACUCUAUGUAUGGCUGCGCAUCAUCAGGCCCCCCAACUCCCAACCCCCAACCGACACAUCUGCAUUUGUGAUCGGCCGUGCCAGCCACAUGAACUUGUAAUUAUAGGAAAAGACCCCGCCAACCCACCAACCCAACCACUAUUUAUUAUAACUAUUGACUUUCGAUUGCCCACAUCUUUUUGUUUCACCUCACCAUGAGAUUAUUUCAUUAUUCAAAUAGAAUAUUUGCAUGUCAUGAAUCAUCGAAGCCUUCCCUUCCUCUCCCCACCCUUCCUCAUUCGAUAUGCUUAGACUUUAAGCCUUUGGUAAAACAGAAUUCAUUUAAACCUACACUAAAAUCAUAUUUACACAUAAAUAAAUUAAAUGUUCACACUCGAA
Messenger RNA from Drosophila persimilis, 6278 nucleotides. RefSeq lists its product as uncharacterized. The record is from RefSeq and is a predicted model, not a curated record. Bases 48 to 5636 code for a protein of 1862 amino acids. Gene Ontology annotation, biological process: G protein-coupled receptor signaling pathway; cell surface receptor signaling pathway. NCBI's taxonomy places the organism in Eukaryota, Metazoa, Arthropoda, Insecta, Diptera, Drosophilidae. Gene Ontology annotation, molecular function: G protein-coupled receptor activity; protein binding. The transcript has 3 exons. Gene Ontology annotation, cellular component: plasma membrane.